Saccostrea cuccullata (small rock oyster) is the source of this 1983-nucleotide messenger RNA. RefSeq lists its product as uncharacterized. The record is from RefSeq and is a predicted model, not a curated record. The transcript is spliced from 3 exons. The coding region runs from base 45 to 971 and encodes 308 amino acids. NCBI's taxonomy places the organism in Eukaryota, Metazoa, Mollusca, Bivalvia, Ostreida, Ostreidae.
UAAAAACGUUUUUGCUUUUUAGAUAGCUAAGUAACAUUACUACCAUGAAGACUUUGAGCUGUAGUUUUGUUUUGUUACAAGGGAUCUUUUUUCUUCCCUUUUUAGUUGACAAUGUUUCUCUUGACAAUAUUGAUCCGUCGACAGUUACAAAUAAAGUGUCCGGAGUUUUACGUGAUAUUCUGAAUAAGGAUACUUUAGUACGGCUGUCAAUGGUUCAGAAAAUACAAUCACUAGCAAUGGAUGCCAUAGAUUCUAGAAACAACACCCAAAAUUUAAUGAAAAUGAUUAAUGACAUGAUGAAAGAAUUAAAAAAUAUGAGGACAACGCAAAGAAAGAUUGAAGAGGAGAUAUCGAAUUUUGAAAAGAAAUUAAGGGAUGAAUUUAUUAAGAUUUUAAAGGAGCAACAUUCCAAAAGUCAACUGGAAAAUAACUCUUCAAGUGGCGGUGCCAUUUUUGUUAAUUGGGGAAAACCAAAGUGUCCAGAUAAUACAUCACAGAUGGUAUAUUCGGGUUUUCUUGGAGGAUCAGAAUACAGUACAAAGGGAGCGGCCGUCACCAAUGUCUGUCUUUCCCCUGAUCCAAUCUUUGGAAACUGGUCAAUAUUAGGAUCGGUGAAUGUUAUGUAUGGAUCAGAACUGGAUUACGAUUUAGUUGGACACGGAACAGGAACCCAAGACACCACGUGUGCAGUGUGCAAAAGUAAGAUUCACUCCUCCGUUGUUAUGAUCCCUGGGAGAAAUGAAUGUUAUCCGGGAUGGAAGAAACAAUAUGGCGGAUAUCUAAUAUCUGGUCCGACUGGAAAUUCCCCUAAGGAAAUUAUCUGUUUCAAUGAAGAUCCUGAGUUUGUUGUAGGUGGCGGGGAUAAUGAUAACGGAAAUCUUCUAUAUCCAAUUAAAGCUGUCUGUGGUUCCCUUCAGUGUCCACCUUACGUAAAUGGAGAAUUAUUAACCUGCGCUGUGUGCACCCAGUAAUGUGAUACAUGGAGGAUUUAUAUCAUUAUUGUAGUAAGGAUUGAUUGAUUGUGUGUUAUUUAACGUCCCUCUUGAUAUUUUUUUUACUCAUAUGGAGACGCCACAACUUCCAUGGAGAGCGGCAAAAUUUGUCCUAUACUCAGCACUCAGGGUCAUAGAGCUGGGAGGGAUCUUUUUCGAUUCAGCACUUACUGCGACACGGGACCUCUAUUUACUGAGUAUACGGUCUCAUCCGAAGGACCUGUAUCCAUGUCCCACAAUGGGAUUUGAACCCGCAACUUAAGGAUCAACUUCUUACUUCGCAACUCAAAAACAAACGCUUUAACCACUGCGCCAAGCGAGCGAUUGACGUAAGGAAAAUAGUACACUUCCAAGACAAUAUUCUGACGCUAUAUAUUCUGACUGAUUUUGAAAUGUUUAGCAAAAUGUUUUUUCUUACCCCAACUGAUCAUAAAAAGGUUAAUUACACCAACAGAUAACUUUAUGUUACAUAACAGCACCACUUCUUCUUGUCAAAUAUCCAGAUGUAGAUAAGGAUACCAUAUAGAUUUUUUUUAGUUUAGAAAAUAAAGAGAGAUAACGAACAGUAUUCAACCUCAAAUGUCCUUUCAACAAUACAAAAUUGAAGCAAAAUAAACAUGGACCUCUAAAACAUCAGGGGUUUGUCCAGAUGCCAUGGAGGAGUGAGCAUCCCCUGCCGGCCUGUCAUAACCGUCGUGUGCCCCAUGUCAUGAUCGACCCCCCCCCCCCGAAAAACUGGUCGUUCGUUGAUAUUAGCCUUAUAAUUAGUAUGAUGAUCUUCAGUCAGCAUUUGACCUAAUGACAAAUGGUAUUUGCUGACAAAGUCAUUGUAUCAACUAUAAAACUUACGAACUUACGAAUGGUGACUGCUUAUAUUCUUAUUUCAUCACUUUAUUUGUCAAUAAUUUGCCUCGAUUGAGAAAUUAUCCAUGCGCAAGGAAUGCUCUUUCGGAGCGAAUUAUCUGAUUUACAAAUUCCAGUUUUACAAAAA